This is a messenger RNA of Galendromus occidentalis (western predatory mite), 1533 nucleotides long. RefSeq lists its product as uncharacterized. The record is from RefSeq and is a predicted model, not a curated record. The transcript has 7 exons. The coding region runs from base 1 to 1533 and encodes 510 amino acids. Gene Ontology annotation, biological process: dephosphorylation. Gene Ontology annotation, molecular function: phosphatase activity; nucleic acid binding. NCBI's taxonomy places the organism in Eukaryota, Metazoa, Arthropoda, Arachnida, Mesostigmata, Phytoseiidae.
AUGGCUGGAUCCGACAAGCGAGAACUUUUGAUAAUUGGACACAGUGUUGAGCCCAUAUGCAUUAGUGACUUCAAGCUAGAAAAUUUCCAAUUCUCUUUUUUCGCGAAUAAUAACGCGAGAAUCACAACACCUAUCUUCGGCUCGUGGUUAGCCGCCUGGGACGAAGAAUUGCAGCGGGUCGGGAGACGAAUCCUGCUGCUCGUCGACGAUUGCAUCCCGCGACCGCAUGUCGAAUCCUUCAAGAAUAUAGUUUUCGAGCUCCUUCCCACCAAUGCAAUCGCGAAAAUUCAGCCUCUCAGUUUGGGCGUCAUCGACUACUUCAAGACGUCGUUCAGUGCGAGGCUCCAAGAGUCUCUCAAUCAAGCAAUUGAGCAAAGCUCGACGAGGGCUUCCCCGGAAUUGAACUUGAUGCAGGCCGCUCUCAUCGCAGCAGAUAGUUGGAACAAUGACAUGUCAUUCACGGGAAGAGAUGAGCUGAAAUCAUUGUUCGUGAUCGCAAGACACUCCAUCCGUGCUCCCAUCUUCUAUCCGCCGCAUGAUGAAUUUCUGAACCCGAAACCGUUCUCUCGAGGUCCGGGCUAUCUCACGCAGAAGGGCAUUGACAGCGCUGUUCGAGUCGGGAAAAUUUGGAAGCGAUGGUAUCCCGACCUAAUCACUGGCAAUGCCAGAGAAGUGUGGGCUAGGUCUUCAGAGUCUUACCGUUGCGCAGAAACGGCUCAGUCAAUCCUCUACUCGAUCUACACCACGGAGAGUCAUUACCAGCCAAUAUCUGUCAUUGUGCCCCCGUCGAACACCGAUAAGUACACCUCAUCGAAUAGCCUCUCGGAUGAAGAGCUCUCCAAAUGCAUGGAUGGUUAUUAUGGUAUCCAAGUCAAGUCGAUAGGGGGAAAGCCUACCACCGUCGCUGAUGUUCUGCGCUUCGUUGCGGAGAAAUUGGGGCUUGCUGAUCGCAGCGCAGAUGCCUUCGAUAUGUUCAUCUAUCUAGACGGCAUUGAAUCGCUGCGUUACGAGAACCUGGAGCAGCCGCCGUGGUACACAAGUAACAAGGAAUCGAUCGACGAAGUGUACGGAAUUCUCUAUGAUCGGAUCACAUCGACUCUGAGGCCCUACUAUGGAUAUUUUCUUCUUCGCGGUCUAGCAGAUCGUAUGAAGUUGCUGAAAGAUGGGAAACCCCCCUAUGGAGACAAGUGGAGUUUAUUCCUCGAGCAUGAUUUUUCCAUAUCAGCGACGCUCUCGGGCCUGGACCAGGGUUUCGAAAAGCUCAAGGCGAAUUUCUUGGGGGCUGUUUUCUUCGAGAUGUAUCAAAGAAAGACAGAUGGGUCUCACUACAUGAAACUCUUCUGGAGCAGAGGACUUCAGUCGAAUGGAACUUACUGUGAAAAGGAACCAUUGAAUCUGAAAGGGAGCAAUGGGACGAAUGAGAUCGCAUUCGAUGACCUGUGGGCGAAAUUUCGUAACAAUGUCUUCGAAGACUACAUGACUGACAGCAAACAUGCACUGAUCGGAUACACGGGAGAAGAUGCCCUCGUCUGA